AUGGGACCAAAGGCAACUGGCUCUGCCCCUUCAGUGCGCGUGGUCAUUGAGGUCACUACUGCCCCUGCUGAGCAAGAGGCACCCUCGGAGUGGGUAGUGGUGGAGGAAGCUCCCCCGCCACCUCCUGUUCUUGAACCAGCUGUGCGAGAUCGCUUGGCACAGCGCCCUAGCUCGCGUACCGCGAUAACAGGUGCUGCCCAGAGGAUUCAGUCUGCUUGGCAGGCUGGUGUGGAUUCCAGUCUGCGCAACUUGCAGACCGAGGACCUUGUGCGUCCUGCAAGCAUCGGCUUGCAAAAUAGCUGCUGGUUGGGCCUACGAGUGGACGGCUCAGCCUGGUGUGUGAACCGCAAGCGGGCGGCAGACAAGAUCCUCAAGAAGGAGCGCUUUCUGUCUUGGUUUCGGCCUGCCCGACCUCCCAUCAGUGCAGUGAUGCCGUGGCGUGCCCUUGGGGUGCGUCGCGCUGCUGGGCUUGAGAUUGCCGAGUCAUCUUCGAGUCCGGAAUGGCUGCUGCUGCGUCUUGGAGGCCGGGAGGCUGCAGCGGUGCCAGUGCUCCGCAGAGUUGGUGGCUUCCUGCUGGCGGUGGCUUCGGGUUUCUUUACGGAGGAGGAACUAGAGGUCAAGCGUGUGGCCAACAUCAGCGAGGACCUUGGGCCAACUUCGGUGGUGCAGGUGGAAGCCUACCCCGACGACGAGGAGGCCGACAGCGUCGAGGUCGACAUGGUGUUGGUGGAUUGGCCGCAGGUGCUGUAUCGCUAUCUCCUGGGAGGGGGUGCCAACCCCCAAUGGCCGGCCAAUGUGAUGUGGCCCCAAAAUGGCGAGGAGGUGCUUCACACGCUCAACUACGAUCAGCUGGCCAGUGCUGCUCGACUAUGGGUGUUCAAUGGGGAGGGUCCGCGCAGCGAUGGCUACCAAACGGCCGCCGAAGCUCCCCACCAUGGAUGCCGAUUUGAUGAACCAGUUGCUUACUCAGAUGCAGCAGACAGCCAGCAUGGUGACCCAGUUCCGGCGGCUCCGGCGUUGACCAAGGCCUUGGACUUAGUGGGACCUGCAUCGAAGACACGUCAGACUGGCAAGCCCAAGCUGGUGUCCCCGACUGCUGUGGAAGACCUCGAGCAAGACGACGAGGACGACGUGGCGGCCGCCGAAGAGCAGCCGCUGGAUCAACUCCUGAAAGCCGCCUUGUUGACGGUCCUGGAUCCGUCCAGCAAGCAGAAGAAAAAGCAGCGAGGACCCGGACUACCUUUGGAUGCCACCGGGUCCGAUUCCGACGAGGAGGGUCAGGAUCCUCUUCGGCGCCUCUCUGGUGCAAAAGGACCGAUGCUGCUCGAGAAGCUGCGGUUGGCCAUGGACAGCGACCCCAAGGCAUACAUCACGGCCAUGGAGAAUCUUGCGGCCCAGUCUUUAGGCGAGCCGCGUGCCGGUCCGAUGACCUUGGAGAAGUUUGCCCGGGACAUGCUCCCGUUGGGGUCCGAACGCACUUUAGGCUACGUGACUUGGGGAGUGGUUCGUGCCCUCACGAUGCUGAAAGCUGGCGAGGUGGACAAGGCUCAUCUCAUCCUUCUCCUGCUGGUGGCUUCAAUCGAGCAGUACAAGUUGGAUGGGAGUUGGGGUGCCGCUUGGCGGUUGACCCAUCUUACCCCUCCUCCCUUCGCCGAGUGGAAGUCGAAGGAGGGCAUGAUCGGACAACUCCGCCAGGACCACGCGCGCAGCAGGCUGGUGCAUGGUACGUGGGCUGCGGCACGGGGCCAAGUUGAAGGACGAAGAGGUCCUCACUCGUCGUCGCGGAGGCCCGAACCGGAGCGCCCAGACAAACCUCCCAAAGGGCGCGGAAGGGGCAAGGGGGGCCAAGAGGCCCCAGAGAAGUGA
Symbiodinium pilosum is the source of this 1866-nucleotide messenger RNA. NCBI's taxonomy places the organism in Eukaryota, Dinophyceae, Suessiales, Symbiodiniaceae. The record is from the annotation of a GenBank genome assembly.